Molecule: messenger RNA, 209 nt
Organism: Ambispora gerdemannii
Lineage: Eukaryota; Fungi; Glomeromycota; Glomeromycetes; Archaeosporales; Ambisporaceae
Source: the annotation of a GenBank genome assembly
AAGAUGUUGAUGUGACCACACCGAGUGGAGAUCAAGUUGGUGACGAUAUGCUGAUGAAGCAAGUGGAAUCAAGGAUGGCGAAGGUAUCUACAGUCAACGAUGAGAUUAAUGAAAAGUUAGAACAGUAUCGUCAAAAGAUGUGCAGAAACGGUAGCGUGCAUAGAAAAAAAACUGCGAUAAACACCUUGGAGAAAGGAACAGCUGUUAUU